Molecule: messenger RNA, 900 nt
Organism: Microsporum canis CBS 113480
Lineage: Eukaryota; Fungi; Ascomycota; Eurotiomycetes; Onygenales; Arthrodermataceae
Product: mitochondrial 2-oxodicarboxylate carrier 1
Exons: 3
Coding region: 1-900 (299 amino acids)
Biological process (GO): transmembrane transport
Source: RefSeq, a predicted model, not a curated record
AUGUCGCAGGAUAAGGCCCCGUUACCGUUUGCCUACCAGUUUGCCGCCGGUGCGGUGGCCGGUGUCUCUGAGGUUGGUUCUCGUGCUCGUGCCAUUCUUUCGAUUCUCGUCAUGUAUGCGGUCUUUGCUCGUCCAUUGCUGUCUAAAAAUAUACUGAUCAAUACCUUGCUAGGUACCCGCUGGACGUCGUUCUCCCGCCUGUACCGCGGCAUCAACGCCCCGAUUCUGAUGGAGGCACCCAAGCGAGCAACCAAGUUCGCCGCAAACGACAGCUGGGGCGCCUUCUACCGCAAGAUCUUCGGUAUGGAAAAAGCAAACCAGCCCCUCGCUAUUCUCACGGGCGCCACAGCCGGAGCCACCGAGUCCUUCGUCGUCGUCCCCUUUGAGCUUGUCAAGAUCCGCCUCCAGGACAAAGAUUCCGCAGGCAAAUACAAUGGCAUGCUUGACGUUGUUCGCAAGAUCGUCAAGCACGAAGGACCUCUGGCCCUGUAUAACGGCCUCGAAGCCACGCUCUGGCGCCACAUACUCUGGAACGCGGGCUACUUCGGCAGUAUCUUCCAGAUCAGGGCACAGCUACCUCCUGCUGAAAAGGGGAACCAGAGCCAGCAGAUGAGAAAUGAUAUCAUUGCCGGUACGGUCGGAGGAACGCUUGGAACCGUGAUAAACACGCCCAUGGACGUGGUCAAGUCCAGAAUCCAGAACAGUCCGAAAAUCGCGGGUUCGGUGCCCAAGUAUAACUGGGCCUGGCCGGCGUUGGGCACUGUGAUGAAGGAGGAAGGUUUCGGAGCGUUGUACAAGGGAUUCCUGCCCAAGGUGCUGCGUCUAGGCCCCGGAGGAGGUAUCCUGCUCGUCGUCUUUACCGCCGUGACGGAUUUCUUCCGUGCCAUGAGAAAGGAGUGA